Molecule: messenger RNA, 1384 nt
Organism: Petromyzon marinus (sea lamprey)
Lineage: Eukaryota; Metazoa; Chordata; Hyperoartia; Petromyzontiformes; Petromyzontidae
Product: ras-related protein Rab-8A-like
Molecular function (GO): GTP binding; GTPase activity
Source: RefSeq, a predicted model, not a curated record
CGCGGGCCGUGACGUCACGCGCCACCCGGAAGAGGAGGCAAGCGCUGUUUGGUGGGCGGGCGAUCGAGAAGCCAACAUGGCCAAGAGCUACGACUGCCUCUUUAAGCUGCUCCUCAUCGGGGACAGCGGCGUGGGCAAGACCUGCGUGCUCUUCAGGUUCUCCGAGGACGCCUUCAACUCCACGUUCAUCUCCACCAUCGGAAUUGAUUUCAAAAUCCGCACAAUAGACCUCGACGGAAAAAAGAUCAAGCUGCAGAUAUGGGACACCGCGGGGCAGGAGAGGUUUCGUACCAUCACGACGGCGUACUACAGGGGAGCAAUGGGGAUCAUGCUGGUGUACGACAUCACCAACGAGAAGUCGUUCGAGAACAUCAAGAACUGGAUCAGAAACAUCGAGGAGCAUGCCUCGGCCGACGUCCAGAAGAUGGUUCUGGGCAACAAGUGUGACAUGAACGAUCGGCGGCAGGUGACCAAGGACCGCGGCGAGAAGUUGGCGGAGGACUACAACAUCCAGUUCAUGGAGACGAGCGCCAAGGCCAGCAUCAACGUGGAGGAGGCGUUUUUUACACUGGCCAGAGAAAUCAAAGCGAAAAUGGACAAAAAGAUGGAGGGGAACACUGCGGCGGAAAACAGCUCGGUGCAGAUCACGAACGCGUCGCACUCGAAGAAGAGCAGCUUUUUCCGCUGCACCCUGCUGUAGGCGCCGGCGACGUUGAGACGGCGCGCGGCGAUGACGGCCGCCGACCCCGCGACCUCCACCAUCGCCGCCCCUGCUUCGGACGCUGGGAGUGGGGGGGGCCCGCAAGCUGUGGAGAGCGUACUUUUCACGCGGCGAAAGGAAUGAGGCCUCGACGUUUUGCAGACUCUUUCUAACCCUUGGCCCCUCCCGUUUUUUUGUACGGGAAAAGAAAAAGCAGUGACGUAGAUUCUCGCGGGAUUUUUUUUACGCUGUUCGCUAGCAAUGCGAUUUUUAACCAAGCGGGACUUUUCUAAUUUACGUGCGGGCCAUCAUCGGCUAUUGCGCGACCGCGAAUUUGUUAUUCGGACAAAAUUCGUGUUAUAUUUAAUAGCAGCUCGUUCUUAACGCACCAAACGGCCGCCAGUUACUUAACGCUCGCGAUUCCAUGGGCGUGUCUUUGGGCGCGACCGUCGUCCUGAUUAAACUGAAGCCGCGACGCGCGCGUCACGGCUGGCGCCGCCCGCGUCGAGCCGACACUAGCAGAGCGCUCUGUGCCGCUUGCGCUUAACAGUUUACUCUCGCCUCGCUGGCACUGUCGUAACCGCUUAGCGACCGCCGGUCUCAUGCUCCCAAACGCUCGAAAAAGGCCCCGGGAAUGCACGGGCAAGCGAUCGCGUCUCCUGUCCCAGUGGCAGCUCGUUCUUA